This is a messenger RNA of Anastrepha obliqua, 506 nucleotides long. Its product is annotated as kunitz-like toxin PcKuz3. Gene Ontology annotation, molecular function: serine-type endopeptidase inhibitor activity. The transcript is spliced from 2 exons. NCBI's taxonomy places the organism in Eukaryota, Metazoa, Arthropoda, Insecta, Diptera, Tephritidae. Bases 183 to 437 code for a protein of 84 amino acids. The record is from RefSeq and is a predicted model, not a curated record.
CCGCGCCUGCACAGCCAGAGCUAAGGUAGCGAGUGCUUCAAGACAUCACUGACACAGUAGCGUUAGACAGCUGACAGCAGGUGUGCCAAGUUAAGUGUUUCAAGUGUGCUAAUAUUUCUCUUUGUUUGAUUUAUUGAUAAAGCAAUUGAAUAUUUUCAUUUUGUUACUCAAGUAUUGUUGUAAUGCAGCUGGUACGCGUAAUCGGUAUCGUGUUUUUGGUGUUAUUUUGUGCUCUGCUAUCUGUUGGUGCCAUCAAUCGCAGAGUAAAACUUUGCUUGCAAGCACCUCAGAGCGGUCGUUGUUUUGGCUAUGUGCCCAGCUUUGCCUACAAUCCGAUCGCGCGCAAAUGUGAAGAAUUCAUCUAUGGUGGGUGUGGUGGAAAUGAUAAUCGCUUCGAGACGAAAAGGGAAUGUGAAUUUAGCUGUCGUGAUAUUUAAUGGGGCUACAACGCUGGAAGUGAGAGAGGCGUUCGAAAAUUCAUUACUAUGCAUUGUUUUUGUAAUUAA